Thlaspi arvense is the source of this 1557-nucleotide messenger RNA. Lineage: Eukaryota; Viridiplantae; Streptophyta; Magnoliopsida; Brassicales; Brassicaceae. The record is from the annotation of a GenBank genome assembly.
UCCUCACCGCAUAUCCCAACGUUCAAGCCUCAAACCCAGAUCCACGAUGAUUUCCACCAAAGGCUAGACAGGCAUGGCAGACCUUUCGGAACACACCCGUCAACUUACAAUCAGAGCUACCGGCCCCCCGGUAUUGCUAGAGAUUACAGGCAGCUUGGUGAGCACAGAGAGGAAGGCAAUCGAACGCAACAAGCAGGAGUAGAAUCCUACAGAAAGGAAGGAUCAUCACACAAAAGAACCACAAAUUAUGAAAAUGAAAAUCUGGGAGCUAAGAGGAAUAGACAAACAUCACCUCGAAUGGAAUGGCGAGAAAAACCUAUAGAGAACAAAGAAAACAGCAUUGAAGACUCAACAUCAACAAGACAGAGAGAAUUCUCCAUGCCCAAGUCUUUGGGAAGAAACCUUGACAGAGAAGAUUUCCCCACACCACCACCAAUCCCUACUACAGAACAAGUAAUGGAUGAGCUACGGGAGGUCACAGUUCAAUACAUAAACUGUGAGGACCCUACAGAAAGUAUGGCACGUCUUCAGAGAGUCUUACAGGGUGAAACAAACGGAAUGAUGGCGGAAGCGGCAGCUGGGAUAAUUGAAGCAGCCGUCCUUUCCCACCAAGCAAGUAUGCUAGCAGAUCAACAACAUCUCAGGGAGGAAGUGGAGACUUCGAACCUAAUCCCUGCAAAACCAGCCGAAAAAAAGAGGAGAGGGAGACCCCCAAAUAGAAUCCGGUCACAGCCGAAUCCCACAGUUGUUAUUGGAGCUAGCUCUCGACAAAGACCCAUAUCUCAAAUUCAACACUCACCAAGCCAGAGAGCACGAAAAGCCAGUUGUGUGGUAAAAGAGUUCCCCAACCUCGCCCCUGACAUAUUGAGCAUCGUCCCAAGCAAAUCAGCGGCUAAGGACAGAUAUGUAUGGCUCCCCCAAGAGACUGGCGAAUACACAACACGUUCGGGAUACCACGCUGGGAGAGAAGAGACCCCCCCUCCACUCACGCAACCUCAAGAAACUACAAGAUUUGACUGGAACAGACCAAUUUUCUCGCCUAAGUUGAAGCUCUUCUUAUGGAAAAUCCUACAAAAUGCAUUACCUAUUGGUGAAAACCUAGCAAAAAGAGGGCUCAUAGCGAACGUGAACUGUAUAAGAUGCGGCUUACCUGAAACAGCUGUCCACCUCUUCUUCCAAUGUGAGUUUGCAAAGAAGGUCUGGCGAGAGGCUCCCCUGCGAGACGAACUGGGUCUCUCACACAUGAAAAACCCUAAAGAAACCUUCACCAAGGCUGUCGCUGAUGCCCGUGAGUGGUACCUUGCACAAGAAAAACAGAUCACAACUCAAUCUGGAGAAGAGAGCAGACGAUCACUUACACCGAGAGACAUACCUCCAGACGCCAUCCAUUGCAAUACUGAUGCAGCAUGGAACCCAGACACCAAAACGGCGGGCCUAGGAUGGAUUUUCUGCAAUCAAGCCGGAUCUCAUCUAACACAAGGAUCCAACACGAAGACUUUCACUCGAUCUCCACUAACGGCAGAGACCCUUGCAAUUAGAGAAGCCCUCCAACAUGCA